Messenger RNA from Oikopleura dioica, 636 nucleotides. Lineage: Eukaryota; Metazoa; Chordata; Appendicularia; Copelata; Oikopleuridae. The record is from the annotation of a GenBank genome assembly.
AUGUUCGGAAACGGCAUUCACAGGAGUAGCGCUGCUUCUGGAGCGCAGUACGAGCGCGUUCCAAUUUUGCCGACAAAUCUCAUCAGGAAUUUCUCUUCAACUCCAAACAAAACCGCUUCGGAGGAAAAGCUUCAUUCAUCUUCAUUCAAGUACCAGCGAUUGAGCGAUCCAAGCAGAAGAUCAUUUUCUUUCAAAGAAAGUCGCCUUGGUCGGGCUUGGACAAAGACGAAAGAAGCGAUCAAACAAUACGGAGUUCUUUGGUUCAUCAUUUAUUGGGCUACGUUUGUGCCUCUUUUCAUGGUGUUCACGAUUCCCUUUCGUCUGGGCAUGGAAAUUGUUCCAACAGUAGAAUGGCUCGAUGAAAGAGGAUGGAUGGACUGGACGAAAGUCUUCAAAGUAGACACGCAGAAAGUUAUUGAGAGAAUUCACAACAAUGAUGACUUCGAAUUAAUGAACAAUCGAGUCACAGGUCAAAUAAAGUACGAAGGUCGAACGGCAAAUAUGUUUAUCACUACAUUCCUGAUAUGGGAGCUAGCAAAGCCCUUGCGCUAUCUUUUCUACCUGUUUCUCUGUAGAAGAACGGUCCUCUUCUGCAGGAAACGCGGCAUUCUUCCCAAGUUCUUCAAAAAGUUCUAA